GUCGUCCAAAUACCGGACACAGUUUCGUAGGAGUGUGAACAAAUGGUCCUUCGAUUGCCGAAUUCUCGGACUUAGUGUAUCAAGUCAAAGUUGGACUUGUAGGGUUCCGGGCGGUUUUGUGUGUUAAUAAGCCCGUGUUCACAGAGAUUUAGUGACAGCCGAGCGUGUGUCGUUUAAGACUUGGCUGGCUUGUCAAUCGCGGUAAAGUAAUUCGUUUUGGGUUUCUGCACAGUCCAGUAGUUUGGUAUUUGUUUGUCGGGUCUUGUUUGAGUGGUAGUAAUGGAGCAGGUUAAAAGGUUAAUUAACUUGCAAGAAGACAGGAUUGAACAAGUCCAGAAAGCCCAAAACAAUUACCUAAAAUCACCUAAGUCUCGAGUGACACAAAGUUACAUAGAAACUCGUCUAGAAACUUUAGAAAAAAUAUAUUGUUCAUUUACUAAGGGUCAUGAAGAAAUAUUGGGUCUAGUUCUUCGUGGUCAGAGAAGUGAAUUAGAAUAUUUUAGUCACGACAAAAGUGAACAAUUAGAGGAACUUUAUACCAACUAUAAAUCAUCAUUAAAAGGAAAACUACGUGAGUUGGUUAAAGAAACUACAGCAGGUGAUACACUUACUCCGAGUCGAGCUAGUGCUAAUACAGAUAUUAGGCUACCUACGAUUCAAAUUCCAACAUUCUCGGGAAAUUACACGGAAUGGCCGUCAUUUAGGGAUUUGUUUACUUCAAUAAUUCACAAAAAUAGUAGUUUAGACGAAGUGCAGAAAUUACAUUACCUGAAGUCCUUAGUAAGCGGAGAGGCCGCACAAUUAUUGCGGAGCAUAACUAUAACGAACGAAAAUUACACACAUGCAUGGGAUACACUGUUUAAAAGAUUUAAUAACAAAAGAUACAUUACGAAUUACAUAUUCAAAAGAUUAUUUGGACUUAAAUCACUUACCCACGAAUCUGGUCACCUUCUGAAACAGUUGCUGGAUACUACAUCUGAGUGUCUUAGUUCUUUAAAAAACAUUGGUAUAAAGACAGAAACCUGGGACGACAUAAUAGUAUACAUUACAGUUACAAAGCUAGAUCCUACCAGUUACCGAUUGUGGGAGCAGCACAUUUCCUCAGAAAACGAUGAUAUGCCGACAUUCCAACAAUUGUCACAAUUUCUUGAAGUCCGAUUCAAAUCAUUAGAGAUGAUAGAAGAUCAAACAAAGCCACAUAAGUCCAAAUCUUUUCACGCAACCGCUUCUGUAUCAUCGCUCAAAUGUACCUUUUGUAGUGGCGAUCAUUACAUUUUUCAAUGUAAAGAUUUUGUGAGACAAAGCCUUAAACAAAAAACUGAGUUUGUAAAGUCCAAUAACUUAUGUUUCAAUUGCUUAAUUCCUAAUCACUGUGCCAAGUUAUGCUUGAGAAGUACAAGUUGUAAUAUAUGUAAAAGGAAACACCAUUCUUUGCUACAUCCGGGCAAGAUUGAAUCUAGAACAGAAGAACAACCACCUAAGGAGGAUAUAGACAACGUUUUACACAAAGACAUCGCCACGCAUUUUGUAAGUCAACCUGGUCAAGUCUUGCUGGCAACAGCACUGGUGGAUGUAUCUUGGAAGAAUGGUUACACACACAUUUACCGUGCUCUGCUUGACCAGGGGUCUCAAGCCUCAUUCGUCACUGAGGAUCUCGUUCAAUCAGCAGGUCUUAAGAGAGUAAAAGUCAACGGUGAGGUUACUGGACUUAGUAACGGGAGCAAACUACGUACCAAGUAUGUAGUCGAGUUGGAAUUACGCUCUCGGAUUGACCCACAAUUCACUAUGUUUAUAAAGGCCUAUGUGUUAAAGAAAAUAACAAAUUAUUUACCAACCUAUAAGUGUACAGUCACCGACUGGCCUGAACUAGAGUCAAUCGCUCUUGCAGAUCCCGAAUUCAAUAUGCCGAACAACAUUGAUAUUUUACUGGGGGCUGAGGCUUAUGCCCAAAUAAUUGAGGACGGGUUACUGAGAAACUCAACAGGGGCCAUUGCCCAAAAAACAAGGCUAGGAUGGAUUUUGUCAGGGACGUUUUCUGGAACACUACCUAAAAUAGUUAUAAAUAUGCAUGUAUGUGAUUGUGAUAACAAACUACUUCGAAGAUUUUGGGAAAUAGAAAACGAUACAAAUAUUUCGGUUCGAAAGCAUACUAAGGAAGAAAUACAAUGUGAGAAAUUAUACAAAAAUACAACAGUCAAAACAAAAGAUAACAAAUACAAGGUCUAUCUUCCUUUUAAGGAAGGCUGUGAAAAUCCAGUUGAAAGAUGCGGAGAGACAAGAGAAAUAGCAAUAUCUCGAUUUUUACAGCUAGAGAGAAGGUUUAAACGUGAUAAUACAUUAAAACAAGAAUAUUCCAAAGUUAUACAUGAAUAUUUAGAGUUGGGUCAUAUGGAGCUAGCCAAUACCGAUACAAAACAAUCAAUUUACUUACCCCAUCAUGCUGUUAUUCGAAAUGAUAAAGACACAACUAAAACAAGAAUAGUCUUCGACGCUUCGGCAAAGGGUUCAAGGGGAUGUUCGUUGAACGAUACAUUACUUAUUGGUCCUACGUUACAACGGGAUUUGCGUACAUUAAUAUUGCAAUGGAGACAGUACACAAUCGUUCUGGCCGGUGAUUUAGUUAAGAUGUACAGACAAGUUCGUGUCGCUGAAGAACAUACGGAUUAUCAAAGAAUUAUUUGGAGAGAUAAUCCAGAUGAAGAGUUAAAGUCGUACAGACUCCUAACUGUUACCUUUGGAACGGCCGCUGCUCCUUAUCUGGCAGUACGUACACUUCUGCAGACGGCCGAAGAUGGAGUUAAUGAAUUUCCGUUAGCAGCUGAAAUCACAAAAACAUCUUUUUACAUGGAUGACUUACUUACGGGUUGUUACAGUGUUGAUGACGGUAUCAAGAUUUAUAAUGAAAUGAAUGCAUUACUAAAAUCUGGAGGGUUCGAAUUAAGAAAAUGGUGUAGUAAUUCAAACGAGUUAUUGGCUAAAAUUAGUGAAAACAAAUCGGAACUAAAGGAAACAUAUGAAAUUAAAUUUGAUGAGAUUAUAAAAAUAUUAGGAUUGGUGUGGGAUAGAAAAUUAGAUAUAUUUACAUUUUCCGUUAAUUUACCGCCCAUUGAAGAUCGAAUAACCAAACGCAAAAUACUAUCAGAUAUCGCACGUUUGUUCGAUCCAUUUGGAUGGCUUGCUCCGGUAAUAGUAACUGCAAAGAUAUUUUUACAAAGAUUAUGGCUGAUGUCAAUCGAAUGGGACGAUCCCUUACCACUUAAUGUAAUAUCUGAAUGGAGCGUUUAUAGAAAGGGGUUGAUUAAGCUACAAGAUAUUAAAUUAGAUCGUUGGAUUAAUACUUACCAAACUAGAACUAACGUUGAACUUCAUGGGUUUGCCGAUGCUUCCACGGCAGCCUAUGCUGCUGUUGUCUACGUCAAGGCGAUAGAUGAGGAUGGCAAUCCUAAAAUAACGCUCUUGGAAAGCAAAACUAAGGUUGCACCUCUGAAGCAAAUUUCUGUUGCACGUUUGGAGUUAUGCGGGGCUCUUCUUCUGGCUAAGUUGCUUUAUCAAGCUGCAAUCAAUUUGAAUAUUCCAAUAGGGCAGGUUUUUGCAUAUACUGAUUCUACGGUUACAUUAGCUUGGAUAGAAGGACAACCUAUAAAAUGGCAAACCUUUGUAGCCAAUCGAGUUGCUGAAAUACAGACCUUAUUAGACAAUUCUGCUUGGCGGUUUGUUUCUUCAAAGGACAAUCCCGCAGAUCUAGCUUCGAGGGGUAUACAAGCUGAUGAUCUAGUUGCUUCAACACUGUGGUGGCAAGGCCCAACCUGGCUGAAAGAAAAACUUAAAGAUAAACAAACAUACACAUCAUAUUCUACAACAUUAGAAGAAAGAAAACAGAGGGUUAAUACCUUUUUAUGCGAACUAGAAGAAAAACCUAUAUAUGAACGAUUUUCAACCUUAAAUAAAAUGAAAAGAGUACUUACCUAUUGUAGACGAUUCCUCCUUUUGAAACCUGAAAAGGGGUACACCGAUUACCUUACUACUAAAGAAUUAAAUGAAACAAUGCAAAUGUGUAUAAAAAUAGCUCAAAAACAAGAAUUUACGGAAGAAAUAAAGGACUUAGAACAGAACGGUAUGGUGAAGAAAAUUAAGAACACUAUCUCCUUACUUAGAUGA
Messenger RNA from Papilio xuthus (Asian swallowtail), 4158 nucleotides. RefSeq lists its product as uncharacterized. The record is from RefSeq and is a predicted model, not a curated record. NCBI's taxonomy places the organism in Eukaryota, Metazoa, Arthropoda, Insecta, Lepidoptera, Papilionidae. The transcript has a single exon. Bases 280 to 4158 code for a protein of 1292 amino acids.